UAUCUAGUGAUGAAAAGCUGUUGGCGUAUGUGGCGGGACAAGAUAUUAAAAUAUAUUUAAUAGAAAAUGGUCUAGAAUUAUCAUCUUUAUCAUGUAAAGGUGGUAGUAUGCAUAAUGUUGAAUUUAUGAAAUUCGUUUUUAAUAAUGAUAAAUUAUUAAUAUUCAAAGACGAUAGAACGGUGGCUGUCUGGGAUAUUUUUAAUUCUGUUGGAGAAUCUAUUGAAUUUGAACCUUUGGAAAAAGAUACAACUUCAGGUCUGGUUAAACAAGUGGCAAAAAUAAUUAUUGAUCCUAUAUCAGAAAAUGAUCCUUUUCUGAUCCUUACUAUAAGACCUUCUUUUCAUGAUGAUAAGCAAGUAGUUUGGGAUAAAUUGGAACUAAGUGAACAUUUGAAAAGAAAAGGUCUUGAUCCAAAUUGGUACGAAUUAGAUCCUAAAGAAAGUAUUAUCACUGAUACAAUGCCUCAUGCUUAUGGCAUUGGUUUUGAAAAUAGUAAGUUUGUAUUAACAGAUUUGGAGAAUGAACAUAAAAGGAUUAAAUUUUAUUUAGGGAUUGAACCAUGGGCUGUUCAUCCAGCAGAAAAAAUACUUGAUACCUAUGUUAAACAACGACUUCAAUUUCCAAGAUAUGUCAUCUAUCUUGAAAAAAACAGACAU
This is a messenger RNA of Dentiscutata erythropus, 656 nucleotides long. NCBI's taxonomy places the organism in Eukaryota, Fungi, Glomeromycota, Glomeromycetes, Diversisporales, Gigasporaceae. The record is from the annotation of a GenBank genome assembly.